Molecule: messenger RNA, 1187 nt
Organism: Drosophila serrata
Lineage: Eukaryota; Metazoa; Arthropoda; Insecta; Diptera; Drosophilidae
Product: protein suppressor of variegation 3-7
Molecular function (GO): DNA binding
Source: RefSeq, a predicted model, not a curated record
UAAUUUAUACGUAAUACAAAUUUGUAUUUAAAUAUACCGCUAAAUUAUCGAUAGCCCAUCGACCGACAUUCUAUCGAUUUAAAUAUUCAAACAGCUGAUCAAUACAAGAAUAAUAAUAGCCAUAAUAAACAAAUAUUGGGAAAAUAUUGAAACUCUGAAGAAUGAGCUUCUCGGAAAACACUUCAGAUUCAGACUGGAAAGCAGCCAGGGUGAAAGUGGAAAGGACCAUCAAACAAUCUGCCAAGCGGGAUAAGGGCAAGGAGAAGCGGGCCCCGUCCGGCUCUGCGAAACCCAAGUACCACCAGAAAUUCUGCGAUAAGUGGCUGAAGAUCUUCGAACCCUGGCUCCGACGAGCGGCCGAGGAUCCCAACAAGCCCUUCUGUCGUGCCUGCCAGUGCAGCAUGGACUGCAAUCGGUGCCACUUGGUCAGACAUGAGCGAACCACCAAGCACCAGCGCAACCUGGAGUCGCUGUUAGCUAAUGGAGAGAAAGUAGUGCGCCGGGAGCUGCAGGUGCGGCAACAGCGUAGCAAGUACUACCAUCAGCGCAAGAUGUCCAUUCAGACGAACCGACAGGAAGAGGAACUACCGCCGGAGGAAACUCCGGAUACAGAAGCACCAUCCGCACCGCCUGCAGAUUUUCAGCCCUUGAUAAAUAUUGUAGCCGACUGCUCCUCCUCCAGAGACCUGACUGCCACGACGAAGCAAGAAACGGUGCCCAAGAAAGAGCUUCUUUCGGAGACGGAGCCAUCCAUGAUGGCAGAUGCUGCAAUCAGUAUAGCAAGGCGCAAUGAGUCUACUGCUUCCAACCAGGAAGGAGUCAAGCUGCUCAUGCAGAUCCACCAGGACAAGAACGAGCUGAUGGAGUCCUUCCGCGAGCUAAUGGGCAGCCAAUCAACAGUGCAUCUCCCGCCGCCUCCGAAAGAGAAGAACCAUGUGGACCUGUUCUUCGAGAGCGUCAGUUCCAGUGUAAAGGCCUUGUCCCCAAAGCUAAUAGCGGAGGCCAAGAUGCGGGUUUCCCAGCUCAUUUGCGAGCUGGAGCUGCGCGGCCUAAAAGAACAGUCCGACAGAAGAGCCAGCGCCAAGACACACUACGGGCCAUCGGCCGCCAGGACAUGUCCUAACGCAGCAGUCGCGUUUUAGUGGCGUCAGUUGAGGUCAAGGAUUAAAAUUAUAAUAUUAUAUUAG